CAGCAGCAGUGGCGGCGGUACUCGUCCCGCACCCUCCCAGCAAAGGCAAGGGUAGAGGCCGUGCUCAUGAAGCCCCCCAAGCACGCGGGCGGGCAGCUCCAGCAGAGCUAUCCUCUCAAAUAGGUGAGGGGUCAGUACCAGCAUCAACAGCACCGGCAAUAUCAGCGGCACCAGAGGCCGCAACAGGGGCAGCAACACCGGCACAACUCGCAGCAGCAGCAGCGGAAGUAGCCGCCGCCGCGGGGGCGGCAGCGGCGAGACCAACAGCAAGCGGAGGUCACGACCGCGGAGCGCGCCAACAAGGACGAGGAGGGGGGCUGAGCGGCCGUGGAGGAGGUAGAGGAGGGGGGAUGAGCGGCCGUGGGGGAGGUGGAGGAGGGGGGCGAGGGGCAGCAGCGCCAGGUCGUGGAGCAGGAGGAGGUGGGGCUGGAAGAGCCGCUGGUGGAGGGGCCUGCGAUGAUGAUACUUCAACAUCCAGUGCGCAGGAACGCUUCUUUGAAGAAGUGAAGGACAAGAUCGACCGGAGUAUCACCCACGAGGGAGGUGGUGUGAAAGGCCGGUUCCCGUUUGACAACCCGCUCGUGCGUCCGAAGUGUGCCACUUUUCAGCCAUCACCAGACCUACCGAAACUCGACCGGUUUUAUCAGAAGGCGGUAUUGGUAUGGAUACCGGAGUUCUUGUUCCCAGAGCUCCAGGCAGUUCCUUGUCCAGGAUGUGGGGGCAAGGGCGCACCUGAUGGCUGGAACCCUAAGGGGCCACGCCGGGUGUUCAUGGAGCACGACGUGGCGUACGUGAUGGGGUUUCGGUACAAGUGUGCGAAGUGCGCGGAGUUCAAUAAAGGCAAGCAGGAGGCGGAAAAGCGCAAGACGAGCUUCAACGCGUGGGAUGCUGGGUGCUUCCGGCGUCUCCCGGAGUACAUCUCCGNCAGUCAUGUUUUCGUGGCAUCCGACGAAUUCUGGUACAAGUGUGCGAAGUGCGCGGAGUUCAAUAAAGGCAAGCAGGAGGCGGAAAAGCGCAAGACGAGCUUCAACGCGUGGGGUGACUAUGCAGUGUCUCAUCUGCAGCGUCUUAAGAUAACGGGUUGGUCUGGUCUUGGCUCCGGUGCCUUGAGCGAGCUGGCGGAGGAGUUGAAGCUUUUUUUCAUGCGGUUCGUUCGCAAUGGCUUCAAGGUUCCUAUUCUGUGGAACACAGAUGACUGCUGUGAUGACCGUCAACUACUGCAACGCAUAUUACGCGAGUUUGAGGAGGUAACGGGGAUCAGUCUUCAUCUGGAAGACGAGGUGGACGCCGGAGUUCAGUUGGAGCUCCUGCCACAGCUGGAUAUGGAGUUCACCCCUGCCAUCGUGUACGACCCGGACGCGGUAGCCGCUGCCUGCGGCUCCCUCCGUCAGAGCAUCAGCCAAAAUCGAGUGGAGGGAAAGAUGAUGUGCGGAGCGGACGCAGAGUGGCAGUUUUCACCUCGUGGGCGGGAACCUGUAGCGACCUUCCAGAUUGCGGCUUUGAGGGGGCCGUCGUUCCUCUUCCACCUGCAGAGAGGGAGCUCUGGUUUUACGAAGGAAACAUUUCCCGCUCCCCUGAAGGCUCUUCUCGAGGACCCCAGCAUCAUCAAGAUUGCGGCUUUAAGGGGGCCGUCGUUCCUGUUCCACCUGCAGAGAGGGAACUCUGGUUUCACCAAGGAAACAUUUCCCGCUCCCCUGAAGGCUCUUCUCGAGGACCCCAGCAUCAUCAAGGCUGGUGUUGCCAUCAACACGGAUGCCACGCAUAUACUCAACGACUAUGGCAUGAAAAUGGCGAGCACGGUGGGCCUGCGUGUCCUCGCCGUUUCCAAGUUGGUGGUGACAUCGUCUCGAACACUCGCCGGCUUGACGGCGUGCCUCCUGGGGAGGCAGCUGCCGAAGGAUACCGUCCGAUGCUCCCGUUGGGGGAACGCUCAACUCUCCGUUGAACAGCGAGACUGCGCCAUCAGGGACGCCGUUGCCUCGGCAUUCUUGUACGAGGUCAUCCACAACAACAAGGACCCGAUCACGCCCGUGUCUUCUUCACCGUUCGACCUGGCUAUCGGCUUGAAGGGGGCUCCGGGGCAGGAGGUGACCCGGUAG
Messenger RNA from Ectocarpus sp. CCAP 1310/34, 2099 nucleotides. The record is from the annotation of a GenBank genome assembly. Lineage: Eukaryota; Phaeophyceae; Ectocarpales; Ectocarpaceae.